Molecule: messenger RNA, 1552 nt
Organism: Bacillus rossius redtenbacheri
Lineage: Eukaryota; Metazoa; Arthropoda; Insecta; Phasmatodea; Bacillidae
Product: zwei Ig domain protein zig-8-like
Exons: 6
Coding region: 1-831 (276 amino acids)
Biological process (GO): synapse organization
Cellular component (GO): neuron projection membrane
Source: RefSeq, a predicted model, not a curated record
AUGAAGACCCUCGGAGCCGACCAGGCGGCCGAGGACCUCGACCCGGGCCCCAGCGCCGCCCCCUGGCUGACGGGCGUGUCGGAGGGCGGCGGCGGAGGCGGCGGCUCCCAGGGCCCCAAGCGGCGGCCGUACUUCGAGUCCGCCGUGUCCAAGAACGUGACUGCCGUGGUGGGCAAGACGGCGCACCUGAGCUGCCGCGUGCACAACAUCGGCAACCGCACGGUGUCGUGGAUACGGCACGGAGACAUCCGCCUGCUGACGGUGGGCAGGUACACGUACACCAGCGACCAGCGCUUCCAGGCCAUCCACUCGCCGCAGACCGAGGACUGGGUGCUGCAGGUGCGCCAGCCGCAGCAGGAGGACUCCGGGGUGUACGAGUGCCAGGUGUCCACCACGCCGCCCAGCGGCAUCGCCAUGCACCUCUCCGUCGUCGAACCAGUGACACUGAUCAUCGGCGAACCUGACAUACACAUCUACAAAGGAAGCACCAUCAACUUGACUUGCAUCGUGAAGCAUAUACCCGAACCGCCGUUCGCCAUCUACUGGACACACAACCACCAGGAGAUCAGCUACGACUCGCCGCGCGGCGGGGUGAGCGUCAUCACGGAGAAGGGCGAUGUGACGACCAGCUACCUGCUGAUCCAGCGUGCUACGGCCCGCGACUCGGGCAACUACACCUGCAACCCGUCCAACGCCGACAGGAAGACAAUCGUGCUCCACGUGCUGAACGGCGAGCACCCGGCGGCGAUGCAGCACGGAGGGCAGCUGAGACUCCAGUACCCCGUGGGGUUGUUCGUCUUCAGUGUCGUCAUAUCCGUGGUUAGUUCCUGAUACGGGAGGCCACUGGAACCAGCUGGGCGGUACCCUCUUCGCACCUGAUGCUUCGCCCAUCCGCGACCAUCUCCUCGAAAAGUUGCUCGGGGGACAGCUAACAUAAUUUCCCUCAGCAAGCUGGUGCGGUACAGAAAGACAGUGGGACGUUUUCCUAGCAGGUCAUCUACUUUCAUCUCCAGAACGUGGAUGCGGGUAGACGAAUUGAAAAAAAUCAUUCAAACGUGAACUUUUUACCGACGUCAAGAAAAUCCCAAUAACUAAACUAUACUUCAUGUGGUUUCAAAACAAACUAUCAAAAUCACACGAGUAAAUAAUAAGUAACUAAAUGUGAUUUUCGAAAAUAAAAUAACUUCACUCGAGCUGCUUGAUGUAAUUUUUAAUAUUGUUGUCACCUGUCAAUCUUAAGAUAACUUUUCAUUGUAAAAAUGCCCUCAAUGGAACUUUCUCCUUCAAAAGCGAAUUUACAGCUGCUGCGAAAAAAAAAAAGACUGUCAUAGAAAUCGCUGCAUGCUAGUUUAGAUACAAUUUGGUGCUGAAAUAUUUUAGGAUUAAAGCUUCAGUUAGAUAAGCAAAUAUUUGAAAUUUUCAUUCUUUGGACAUAACUGCAAUGUUCCUGUUUAUUAUAAUGUAUGUAUUUAAUGUUAUGUGUAUAUUGAACAAAUGUUAUAUUACAGCUUUAAUUGUAUGCAUCUAUUAAAUUAUGACUUCAGAUUUUUUA